Saprolegnia diclina VS20 is the source of this 849-nucleotide messenger RNA. RefSeq names its product 23S rRNA synthase. Bases 1 to 849 code for a protein of 282 amino acids. Gene Ontology annotation, biological process: pseudouridine synthesis. The record is from RefSeq and is a predicted model, not a curated record. NCBI's taxonomy places the organism in Eukaryota, Oomycota, Saprolegniomycetes, Saprolegniales, Saprolegniaceae. The transcript is spliced from 6 exons. Gene Ontology annotation, molecular function: pseudouridine synthase activity; RNA binding.
AUGUUGGCCGCGCGCAUCUUCCGCCGCUGCAUCACGAUCAAGAGCACGAAGCUCACGCCCGAGCAGAUCGCUGAGAAGACCAAGUACCGCAAUAAGAUCUCAGCCAAGACGACAGGCCCGAUCAUCCCGAUCGCGCCCACCGACGCCCUCCGCCUCGCCAAGCGGCUCGCGCUCAGUGGCGUGAGCUCGCGCCGCGAAGCCGAAAAGAUCAUUCAAGACGGCCGUGUCACCGUCAAUGGCAUUCUUAUCGACAACGUCGCCCACAACGUUACCAUGGACGACUUGAUCACGGUCGACGACAAGCCGGUGACGUUCAAGGACAAGCGCCGCGUCUGGAUCGCGCACAAGCUCAUGGGCGAGCUUGUGACGACCAACGACCCGCAAGGCCGCCCGACCAUCAUGGACCGGCUCAAGAAGAUGGGCAUGCAGCAUCACAUUAUGGCUGUCGGUCGCCUCGACUUCAACACGGAAGGCCUUUUGCUCUUGACGAACGACGGCGCCUACGCCCGCGAGCUCGAGCACCCGCAGUUUGAAGUGCAGCGCACAUACCGCGUGCUCGUGCGUGGCCAGGUGCUUCCGUCCAAGAUCGCCGAGCUGCAGAAGGGCGCAGUCGUCGACGGCGUCAAGUACCGCCCGAUCCAAGUGACGAUCGAGUCGACCAAGGACAAGGACUCGUGGCUCAAGGUCAAGCUCAGCGAAGGCAAGAACCGCGAAGUACGCAAGGCGCUCGCCCACGUGCGACUCAUCGUCAAGCGUCUCAUCCGCGUCGAGUAUGGUCCGUACCGCCUCGCCGACCUCCAGAAGGGCUAUGUGCUCGAGGUGCAGCCCAAGCCGACGGCCUCAAAAUAA